Molecule: messenger RNA, 4986 nt
Organism: Varroa destructor (honeybee mite)
Lineage: Eukaryota; Metazoa; Arthropoda; Arachnida; Mesostigmata; Varroidae
Gene: Eip75B
Product: Ecdysone-induced protein 75B
Biological process (GO): positive regulation of transcription by RNA polymerase II; hormone-mediated signaling pathway; cell differentiation
Molecular function (GO): RNA polymerase II cis-regulatory region sequence-specific DNA binding; zinc ion binding; nuclear receptor activity
Source: RefSeq, a predicted model, not a curated record
UACAUUCUUUGGGUAUCUGCUUAGUUUUCUGUAGAAUUUCGUUUCACUGCAAAUUAAAAUGCAUGCUUGUAAUCAUUACAUCACUUCAGUCCGGUGAUAAUAGUUCUGCGUUGACCUUUCUACGCUGCCUGCCUGUAGCACGUAGGUGUGUUAGAUAGAGGGGAGGGGGGUUCGUAGCACGGUAGGCGGCUACACCAUAGGCUCCCAUCUGCUCUAGCACCAUCGCUUGAUCCGGGGGACGGUCGCCUGCUUGCCUGGUUUUGUCCAUUUUUCCUGGUGUUUCAGUUUCAGUAGUAGUAGCAGCGGAUGCAGAUGGAAUAAACGACAACGAUAAGUACGGCACGGCCGUGCGGGCAUACGGGCGAACGAACAGCCGAUAGUGAACAGUAUUCUUUCGUUCUAGUCGUGGCUCGGUGUUGUUGGCGAGUGAACGCUCGUCAAUUCGAACACACAGAGGGCGCUGGAUUUUACCCCUCGUUUUUGUCGUUUAGUUUAUGUAGGAGGAGCAUUGAGGGCGCCACCAGGACUAAUCCCUCCAUAGGGAGUGGAGAGCGGAGCACGCAAUCACAUUACCUCGAUUCGAGUUGCCCGCCAUAGUCGCCAGGCGGCGCCACCAUCGAAGGUCGGAGAACCACCUGACUUAGAUCUAGGUCGUGGUUGGUUUUCUUCUUUGAAGUUCAAGGUCAGCGCCGGUCGCGGCUGCUAUGGCGGCGCUGUGAGCGCAAUGAGUACGGCCCGCGGCGGCAAACAACGACAGCAAAUGCUGCGACGACGGCAAGCAGGCACACAGACACACGCUCGCACACACCCAAACACAUACACUCAGAGAGAGAAAGUGCGCGCGUCGCACUAAUGCCGUUGCGGCGAAGGUUGUUCUGCUGUUGCCGACGACGUUGCCAUCACUUAAACUAGAAUUCACCAGAAGCAGCAGCAGCAUACAACCGCUGCUGCUGCGGCCGCCGCUAGUGACCGCGUUGAGCGGAACGCUGCUGUGUAUCAAACCGGUAGAGGGAGGGAGUGGAGGAGUGCUGUCUGCCCGUGCAUAGAUAGAGUGGGUUUAGUUAGCCAGCAGGCUCCGACAGAGGAGACGACACGACGCAGUCAGGGAGGGUUGAGAAAAAGAGCUAGAGAGAUGUGUGUGAUGGUGUGGCGGCCGGGCUGUGUACUCUCGACGAUGUGCUCCGCUCAUGUCUAAGGUCUCUCACCACCAGAGUACACCCAGAGUCAGUCGGUCGACCAAGUCAGCGAGCUAUCAAGCAAAUAGUCAGUCACUAUCCAGAUCUCGUCGAGUGCACGUCGCUCUAAGUACGACUCUUUGUCGAUUCGUGGUUGAUGUCCCGGUUAAAGUUUCGCUUACGGUUAAUAAUCGACGACUUUAACUCUAUAUUUUACUGCGUUAUUAGGCUUAUACUACCGAAGCUCAUAGGCGUUAGCUGCUGCUACUGCUACUAGUAACGAGCGUGAACUCUAGCGGUGCUUGUAGAACAACAAGCAUCAGCCAAGGAGUCGAAGCUCUGUUGAGCGGCACGGCAAAAUCGUUAGAUCCAUGGACAACGGUGGGGCUGUGUUGCGGUGUGUGCUGCGUCUGUGUUUGCAUCUGUUCGCAAGGACGAUAGGCCUAAUAUAAGAAGAGAGCCUUAGCAUAUACAAUAUAUAGCUGAGAGAAGGGAGAGACGUAGGCAAUAAUGAGCUUCUUGAAGCGGCAUCGUUCAUUAUAACAGUGCUGUGUAUUCUUGCUGUUCGUGCUGGUGCCUGCACGCGGCCUUACGUCACGCUGCCGUCGCGAGAGCAGCUGUUGCUGCUGCUGCUGCUGUCGUCGCUGCUUUCUUUUAUCAUAACCAGCAAGAGCAGGAUAGAGAAGGGACUAGGAAGGCGGAAGGUAGCGCAUUGGCGUUCGUUCGUUGUCUCUCGGCCCGUGAACUUGAACUGCGUGCACCUUGAAGCGAAUCAAGGGAUACUUACAGAGUUGAUUGAGCGGCAGCAGCGAAAGACAGCGAACGUCGUCUGUCUGUCUGUGUAAUCACAAACCCCGACAUAGGAUCUUUGCAACAAGUGAUAGAUCGUUGCUAUUUUAUAUUAUCUCUAUAUAUUUUUGUAAAUUCUUUUGUAAUUCAUCUUCUAUCUAUGCAUUAUCCAAGGACUAAGUGUUUAACGAUUAACGAGGUUUUGCGGUGAACGACCUCGUCUAAUCUCAUAUAAACAAUUGCAAUCAUCACAAGAGUGCGUGUUCAGUGUCGCGAGAAAAGUGCCGACCCAAUACCGGGUAAGCAAGCCCAGCCAUGCAAUCGGCACAGCCGGCCCCGGGCUCGAACCCCCACCAUGGAUUACUUUACUACACAUUGUGCGCCGGUAGUAGUGCGAUUAUGAAGCAUCGAAAUAAUCUGGCAGCGGUUAGCAACGCCAUUCACAAGAGCCCUCGUACGUUUUUCGAUAGUGCUGUACGUUUUGGCCGAGUGCCGAAACGCGAGAAAGCAAAGAUCCUCGCCGCAAUGCAGAAGGUCAAUGCUAACUCACAGGAGAAGCAGCUGUGUGCCGAACUUGAAGAUGAGAUGCGACUGUUCGAGACAAUCGUACGCGCUCACGAGGAGACGUGCGACUUUACCGCUGAAAAGGUAGCACCGAUGAUCGAGCGCGCUCGAGCCAAUCCCGUCAUCGCCCGUUGUCCCUCUGGCCUUGCAUGUCCACUCAACCCCCAAAGCCAUGAUGGGACGACGCGUUUCAUGGAGGAUUUCUCCGAGCGAUUUUCGCCGGCUAUUCGUGGAGUCGUCGAGUUCGCCAAGCGCAUUCCGGGUUUCUCGCUGCUCGCCCAAGAGGACCAGGUCACGCUGCUUAAGGCCGGCGUAUUCGAAGUGUUGCUUGUAAGGUUAGCCCGUUUAUUCGAUUCAGCAACCAAUCAGAUGAUCACUCUUAACGGUCAGGUCCUUCGGAGGGACUCGCUUCAUUCGUCAUCAAACGCGCGUUUUCUUUUAGACUCAAUGUUCGACUUCGCCGAUCGUAUGAAUGCUGUUGGCCUAUCAGACGCUCAGAUUGCCAUCUUCACCGCGACCGUCAUUAUUGCUGCCGAUCGUCCUGGGCUAAGGAACGCCGAGCUUGUGCAUAAAAUUCAACGUCGCCUAAUGGACGUACUACAGAAGGCAGUGUGCCCGACGUCGGAGGAUACCCAUGUGUAUGCCGAGCUAAUGAAGAAGAUUCCAGAUCUGCGCACGCUCAAUACUUUGCACUCCGAGAAGUUGCUCGCGUACAAAAUGGAGCCACAGUCGACAACGCCGCCAUACACCGCGGUGUCGUCGCCCAUCGAACCCUGGACGGGCGUCCAUCCUGCGCCGCCUGCGCCGGUCGCCCAUGAGCGUAACUCAUGGUCACCAAUUGCGUCACCACAUUCAUCGACAUCAACCUCAUCACUGGACAGCGCCCUGGCUUGUCCAUCUAAAAGCCCAACCCGUAGCAGUUCAUUCAGCUCGUCUACUAGUAGUUCAUCUUCGGCUGGCGAGUUAACGAUGGUUGUCGAUAGCAGUGUUGUAUAUCGUCCGUUCCGUGCGCGAGUUGACUCGCCGACAGACUCUGGCAUCGAAUCAGGUAAAGAGCACGGUAGCUGCACUCCAGCCACGUCGGUCUGCUCCUCGCCGCGUUCCACCGAUGAGGUGGACACUGUCGCUUUGCAGCCACAUAUGCAGUCGCAGCCGGCCUCAACGACAGCUGAUGAAGAUAUGCCGGUAUUGAAGCGGGCUCUGCAAGCCCCGCCGCUUGUAUCGCCCAAUCAGCUUAUGGAAGAGGCAUACCGUCACCAUAAGAAGCUGCGUGCAGCCCAGGCUGUACGGUUGCAUUCGCCGCCACCGGCGUCGUCCACGACGGGAGACUUAGCGACCGCUCACUCAACACUAGUUGGCGCAUUACAGCAAGCGCCCAAGUUCCUUAGCGAGCAGCAGAUGAAGCGUACCGAUCUCAUCCAUAACAUUAUCAUGCGUACCGAGGCACCUAUGCAGUGUCCAUUUAGCCAGCUGCAACAGCAGCCACAGAUGACAACUGCUACGUUGCAGCAGCAGCAACAACCGGUGACAUCAUCCUCACCUUCGCCUCCACCGAGCACCGCAAUCUCGGCGAGCGAAUCGCCCCUUAAUUUAUCGACAAAGAUGGUUAAGAUGGAGUCGUAGGACCUCUAUCUUGAAGGUUGAAGAACGUACUCAAGAAAAGCCGGGGACUACCUAAGAAAGCUUGCUAAAAUAGGACGCAGGCAAGCAAAUAAGCAUGUUCAAGUCGGCAGCUCUCGAUGUUGGUGAUUAGGAAUGGACACGGCAACGGGGCGUGUGAAGCAGCUCAGAGCUGAGAAGCUAGCAAGACUGCAAGAAAGUGCUAGUGGGUAAAUGCUGCUCAACUGCAAUCUAAGUCAGCUAUACGAAACAGAAACAGGAGUACGCGGGGCGUUUGACCCUGCUUAGUGUGCGCUAGGAUAACGAGGGUAUGGGAGAAGAACAACCUCGAGGUAGUACCGAUGCGUGUAGUGAGAUAAAAACGACCAGGGAAAAAAUGAUCAAUCCGUUGUAACAAAAUACGUAGAGUGUGACGAUGGCGUACUACCCCCCUCCCAAAGUGAUCUACAAUUGUCAUCGUCAACAACAGCAACAUGGGUAAUAAGCUGUGCGCAUAUGGCAAACGCAUAGCUUUUCGCCGCAAGAGGGUGAAAAGUGACUCUGCCCUCGAUGUUGUGUCAUCCUGUAUUCUUUUCCAGUUCUCCUGUUGAUCCCGGUUAAAACCAAUCACCCCAAGUAUUACUACACUUGUAUGAUCAAAUUCUAUCAUCAUUAUUAUUAUUACUAUUACUUGUAAAAUGAAAACCACUAUUUGUAAAGCGAGAGGGGAUAAGAAGCUAAAAGGCUAGUUAUAAAGUGCAAUGUGACCAGAGUCGCGCGCUUAGGACGUCUCGGACUGUGGAACAGGCCACUCCCUUUACCAACAACACGUCACUGUGAUACUAUCCUACCUAUAAAA